Molecule: messenger RNA, 882 nt
Organism: Eufriesea mexicana
Lineage: Eukaryota; Metazoa; Arthropoda; Insecta; Hymenoptera; Apidae
Product: enoyl-CoA hydratase domain-containing protein 3, mitochondrial
Exons: 6
Coding region: 1-882 (293 amino acids)
Cellular component (GO): mitochondrion
Molecular function (GO): hydro-lyase activity
Source: RefSeq, a predicted model, not a curated record
AUGUUAAGGUUGAUGAAGAAAAAUAUAUUUAUUUACUCUCAGGUGAAAACAUAUAUUACAAGGGCAGUUUCUACAAAUAAAGUGUUUCCUCCAGGAGAAAAAUACCUAGAGGUCAAGGAACAUAAUGGAGUAAGGACAUUGAUAUUAAAUCAUCCUGCUUCUCGUAAUUCCUUAUCAUUGAAAAUGAUGAAAUCUCUGUUAAUGAACAUUAAGAAGGAUGAAGAGAACAAAAAUCUUCGAUCCAUAGUUCUUAAAUCUGGUUUGGAACAAGUAUUUUCUGCUGGACAUAACUUAAAAGAACUGACUGUUAAUGAUGAGAAACAUCACAAGGAAGUCUUUGAAACAUGCUCAGAAUUGAUGCGAGUAAUUAAUCAAAGUCCUGUUCCUGUAAUUGCUGCUGUAGAUGGAAUAGCAACUGCAGCUGGCUGUCAAUUGGUUACAGCAUGUGAUAUUGCUAUUUGCACUGAAAAAAGUUCAUUUGCUACACCAGGAGCCAAUGUUGGGAUAUUUUGUUCUACACCAGGUAUUCCCUUAGUUCGAAAUGUUCCCAGAAAAACAGCAAUGUACAUGCUGUUCACAGGUUUCAGCAUUAAUAGUAAAGAAGCUUAUGAAGCAGGUCUUGUGAGUAAAGUUGUGCCAAAUGAUAAACUUGAAGAAGAGAUUGAUAAAAUCACUGCAGCUAUAAAUAUGAAAAGUCGUUCGAUUGUACAUAUUGGAAAAACGUUUUUGUAUGAGCAAAUUGAUCUUGAUAUUUCAACUGCAUAUUUUUUAGGCACUGAAAAAAUGAUUAAUAAUUUAAAAAUGAAAGAUGCUCAAGAAGGAAUGAGAAGCUUUAUUGAGAAAAGAAAACCUAUUUGGAGUCAUAAUUACGAAAAAAAUUAA